UUGUUUAAAAAGGAAUGCGUAGAGGCCAAGCAAGCUACUGCAUUUCAGGAGUUGCAUCCCCGUCGCCUUCUAGAAUCCCCCAUCCCCUCUCUCUCUCUCUCAGAUCGAAGGAGAUGGGAGUGCUGUCGAACAAGAUCGAGAGGGAGAAUUUGAAACCGGGGGAUCACAUCUACUCUUGGAGGCACGCCUAUAUCUACGCCCACCAUGGGAUAUAUGUCGGCGAGGGAAAUGUUAUCCACUUUACUAAUGGUCCAGGCGGCCAGGAUAUUGGAAUAGGAUUUGUGCUAGACCGCAUCAUUGUGAGCUCAGCACCUUGCUAUAAAUCCUAUCCUUCCGUGGACAUUCCUUGCUCAAGCUGUGGAGAUCAAUCGAAACUCAAUGGAGUCAUUACUUCUUGUAUAGAUUGUUUUCUUUCGGGUGGAAAUCUGUACCGUUUUGAGUAUGGUGUCUCACGAGCAUUCUUUCUUGCCAAAGUUCGUGGAGGUACCUGCACUCUUGCUCCAUCUGAUCCACCAGAAGGUGUUAUUCACCGUGCUAAAUAUCUCCUUCAGAAUGACUUUGGUUCCUAUGAUGUUUCCAAGAACAACUGCGAAGACUUUGCCAUAUAUUGCAAAACAGGUUUGAUUGUGUUCAGUAGCAUCGGCGUGGGAGGAAGUGGACAGGCGUCAUCCUUUCGAGCUGCUGCUAAGGCUGGAAUUUCUUUUUCACUACGAUAUCUCACUACCAGUUUUAGCGGCUUGACAGUGGUUGGUUUUGGCAUGUAUUGUGUCGGUCGUUUAGAUUCCGAUAUUGGAGUACGCAGUGAUGUCCAAAAAGUUGCUGUGGAGAGUCUUGUUGAGAUGUUUAAGCGGGGCUAAUCUUUUGAGUUUGGCAGGAAGCAUUUGCAAGGUGGUUGUAAUAAUUUGAUUGCUGCAAAUGUCAAAUGCAUAUAUAAUGCUUUGCAUUUUUCUGGGCAUUGUUUAAGGUUGUGAUUGCAAGUGUGUAAAUUGGCUCGCUACUUGAUACCAUUGCUCCUCGUUAAUUAUCGGUUUGUAAUUUUUAAUGUAGCGAACCAGUUAUGCUUUUCUAUGAAACGAUGAAUUAAUGCAGCCUUUCUAUGGCAUUCCGUCCGUUGUCA
Molecule: messenger RNA, 1117 nt
Organism: Juglans microcarpa x Juglans regia
Lineage: Eukaryota; Viridiplantae; Streptophyta; Magnoliopsida; Fagales; Juglandaceae
Product: protein LEAD-SENSITIVE 1-like
Exons: 2
Coding region: 15-857 (280 amino acids)
Source: RefSeq, a predicted model, not a curated record